Mauremys reevesii (Reeves's turtle) is the source of this 7351-nucleotide messenger RNA. It is a transcript of the gene DCAF1, whose product is annotated as DDB1 and CUL4 associated factor 1. Gene Ontology annotation, biological process: protein ubiquitination. The transcript has 26 exons. Gene Ontology annotation, molecular function: nuclear estrogen receptor binding; histone H2AT120 kinase activity. Lineage: Eukaryota; Metazoa; Chordata; Testudines; Geoemydidae. Bases 1951 to 6477 code for a protein of 1508 amino acids. The record is from RefSeq and is a predicted model, not a curated record. Gene Ontology annotation, cellular component: nucleus; Cul4-RING E3 ubiquitin ligase complex.
CUGGCUGACAGACAGCAUGAAGAAAGGGGCUCUGAAGUGAAACAACAAGGGCUGUUUAGAACUAUUUACCAGCUACCAGGAAAGAAGGGUUUCCAUAAGAGGUUGGAUAAAGCAAGCUGGCUCUGGAACCGUGUUACUAUUUUAGCUUGGACUGAAGCAAAACCAAAGGAAACUUAUAAUAACUGGACCUUGCACUCAGGAGGGGCUCAUUUAGCAUCUUAAAGGAAUAGUAUUACUGGACUGAACGGCUGCCCUGGUCAGAGCUCUCACAACUGGUAGGAAAAGUUGGGCUGUCUGGCAGUGACCCCCCCCUUGAAGGUUUUGCCAUAAAGGUGAAAUUUAAGAGUCAGUAUACUUCCUGGCCAGGAAACAAACUGUUGCCCAAGAAAGACAAGAAUAGGCGCAAACUGCUAUAGCGAUGGGUAUGGAUACAAGCUGCCAUUCUGCACCAGAAGUUGCAGGUGGAACAGAACUAGCAGGAGGUGCAGCUGCUAGCAAUAACUAGUCCUGUUCAUGAAUCUGGCCUUCUUAUGCAGCCCAAAUGCAUCAAGCAGGGUGACUAUGCAAGAAUGAUUUCCGUGGCGCUGGGCCUUUUCUUAACUAAGAUAAGACCAGUCGAUGACCCACAAGCCUUCCUAGAGAUUUGUGAAUGAAUGUCCACAGGUACUUACAGGUCCUUGAAUCUGUGGAGAACUGAUCUGCUGCAGCCCUGUCUCAAGCCAGCUUAUGUGUGGACUUGAAUAGGCAUAUGGCAGUUGGACUCACAGCAAGUGAGAGCUGUCAUCUUCCUCACACUCAACCUCUUCCAUAUUGGGGGACAGCCCUCCCAUUGGCUUUUCCAUAACAACAUUUGCCUUCUGUAUUGCAAUAUGGGAAGAGCAGGGUGAUUGCAACCCUUGAUGUGCCUAUUUAUGACACUUGCAUAUCCACAUUCCUCUGCAGGUUGAAAUGCUACGAUCUAGAAAUCUUAGAGACUUCAGUUCCAGGAGGAGGGAGACCAGGCUGGGAGAAGGCCCAAAGCCAGUUAUCAACUGUAUGAUCUGGACUAGAAAUGGUUAAAGCCUGAAUCAGUCUGCCCCUUAAGUGGCUAAACUGAUCUUUUGAAGCAAUUAAUGCAAAUGUUGCCUCUUGGCAUGAAAGAAUGAGUGUGCUAGCAUUAGGUUGAGACUCAGCAACAAGUGGAGAUGUCAAUGGAAAAGUGGUAGAUCACCUUUGCUGUAAUCUGGGUCUGCUCAGGUCUGAGGUAAAACUGAAGGGACAAAUUACAAAGAGAGAGAGAGAGAGAGAGAGAGCACGCUCCUCUACUUUGUCUCCUAAAGGAAAUAAAAUGUUCCAAUACCUUUCAGCUUAGACCAAGCAAGCCCCUUGUUAACAAUGAUGAGGCCUACGUGGGGUAGGAAGCAAUCUUACCCCCUUGGCAUCUCUGUAGGACAGGGCGAGGGACUGGAAAAUAAUUUGUAUUUCUACUGCAGGAAAGAGAACUGUGCUUCUUGGUCUCCAUGGCCUCUGAGGCUGAUCGUCAACCAAUAUGGGGUCUCAGCAUUUUGUCCAUGUUGUGACAUAAUUAAAUGACCUAAUCUACAGCCUAGAUUGGAAGUUCCAACUGUGAUUCUGGAGUCAGUGGGGAUGGCUGUGUCUGAUGACAAAUGCAUUAUAGGGAAGAACUAAAUGUUGCCCACAGGGCUUUCAGAGGGGAAGAUGAAACAUCCAUGUGAACUUUCCUGAUGAUUGAGAUCAGAUGAGAUGCUACCCUUGGCACCACUAGAGUUGGAAUUUGGGGACUAGUGGCAAGGCAUUCUGGUUUGGAACUCUCUCCCCUUCCUGGAAACUGCAUGGUUCUGCUGACUCAAGUUUUGCUUGAGGGUGGUUCUCAAACAGCAGUUGAGAUAUUUGCACAAAAAACUGGCUUGUGCCCCUAAAAGGCUGUGUUGGCACUCAGCAGGCUAAGCCAUGACGUCAGGAUCUGGGCAUGUGGACUCCAAGGCUGAACUCACCGCUUUGCUGGAGCAAUGGGAGAAAGAACAUGGCAGUGGGCAAGACAUGGUCCCUAUCCUCACCAGAAUGUCUGAGUUAAUUGAGAAGGAGACUGAAGAAUACCGCAAGGGGGAUCCGGACCCAUUUGAUGACAGACACCCUGGUCGAGCAGAUCCAGAGUGUAUGCUGGGCCAUCUGCUGAGAAUACUUUUUAAGAAUGACGACUUCAUGAAUGCGCUGGUGAAUGCUUAUGUGAUGACAAGCAGGGAACCUCCAUUAAAUACUGCUGCCUGCCGACUCCUUCUGGACAUCAUGCCAGGACUGGAAACUGCCGUUGUCUUUCAGGAAAAGGAAGGCAUAGUUGAAAAUCUAUUUAAGUGGGCCCGAGAGGCGGAUCAGCCAUUGAGGACUUAUGCAACUGGGUUGCUAGGAGGUGCUAUGGAAAACCAAGAUAUUGCUGCCAACUACAGAGAUGAGAACUCUCAACUGGUAGCUUUGGUUCUUCGACGGCUACGGGAGCUACAGGGUAAUGAAAUGACCAUGAAACAGGAAAACAAGCGUCCCAGUCCUCGGAAGCUGCCUUCGGAACCUCUGUUGCCUCUGGAUGAAGAGGCUGUGGAUAUGGACUAUGGGGAGAUGGCAGUAGAUGGGGAGCAGGAGGAAGUUGCUGGGGAUAUGGACAUCUCCUUUCAUCUUGAUUCAAGCCACAAGACCAGCAGUCGAGUGAACUCUGCCACAAAGCUUGAGGACGUGGGACUAAGGAAAAGCAAAUCAGGGAAACAGCAUGAAAGAGACAGCUUCCGGAAGGCCAAACAAAAACUGGGCUUCUCUUCUUCAGAGCCAGAGCGGAUGUUUGUUGAGUUAUCCAACAGCAGCUGGUCAGAAAUGUCCCCAUGGGUAAUUGGCACCAACUAUACCCUUUACCCUUUGACUCCUGCCAUAGAACAGAGACUAAUUUUGCAGUACCUGACCCCCUUAGGAGAAUACCAAGAGCUGCUCCCUAUCUUCAUGCAACUUGGAUCAAGAGAGUUGAUGAUGUUCUACAUUGACCUGAAACGGACCAAUGAUGUGCUGCUCACCUUUGAAGCUCUAAAGCAUUUGGCAUCGUUGCUGCUCCACAACAAGUUUGCUACGGAGUUUGUUGCUCAUGGAGGAGUGCAGAAGCUGCUAGAGAUUCCUCGUCCUUCCAUGGCAGCUACAGGGGUCUCCAUGUGCUUAUAUUAUCUAUCCUACAACCAGGAUGCCAUGGAGAGGGUGUGCAUGCAUCCCCAUAACGUGCUGUCGGAUGUUGUGAACUACACCCUGUGGUUGAUGGAAUGCUCCCACGCCUCGGGCUGCUGCCAUGCUACCAUGUUCUUCUCCAUUUGCUUCUCCUUCCGUGCUGUCCUGGAGCUCUUCGACAGGCAUGAUGGCCUCCGUCGCCUAGUGAACUUGAUCAGCACCUUGGAGAUCUUAAACCUGGAAGACCAGGGAGCCCUCCUGAGUGACGACGAGAUCUUUGCCAGUCGCCAAACUGGGAAGCACACCUGCAUGGCCCUGCGCAGGUACUUUGAAGCUCACCUUGCCAUCAAACUUGAACAGGUGAAGCAGUCGCUCCAGCGCACUGAAGGUGGCAUUCUGGUCCAUCCGCAACCACCAUAUAAGGCCUGUUCCUACACUCAUGAGCAGAUUGUGGAGAUGAUGGAGUUUCUAAUAGAGUAUGGUCCAGCACAGCUCUACUGGGAGCCAGCAGAAGUCUUUCUCAAAUUGUCUUGUGUGCAACUCAUGCUCCAGCUUAUCUCUAUAGCAUGCAACUGGAAGACAUACUAUGCCAGGAAUGACACAGUACGCUAUGCUUUGGAUGUUCUGGCUAUCCUUACUGUGGUUCCUAAAAUCCAGUUGCAGCUGGCAGAGCCUGUAGAUGUGUUGGAUGAAGCAGGAUCUACUGUCUCCACUGUGGGUAUCAGCAUCAUCCUGGGAGUUGCUGAGGGUGAAUUCUUCAUCCAUGAUGCAGAGAUCCAGAAGUCAGCCCUUCAGAUCAUCAUCAACUGUGUGUGUGGCCCAGAUAAUCGGAUCUCCAGUAUCGGCAAAUUCAUCUCGGGAACACCCCGACGAAAGCUCCCCCAGGCACCCAAAAGCAGUGAGCACACACUGGCCAAGAUGUGGAAUGUGGUACAGUCUAACAAUGGUAUCAAAGUGCUGCUGUCAUUGCUGUCUAUAAAGAUGCCAAUUACGGAUGCAGAUCAGAUCCGAGCGUUAGCCUGCAAGGCCUUGGUGGGGCUGUCCCGUAGCAGUACAGUCCGGCAGAUCAUCAGCAAGCUUCCCCUCUUCAGCAGCUGUCAGAUCCAGCAACUGAUGAAGGAGCCUGUGCUCCAGGACAAGCGCAGUGACCAUGUCAAGUUCUGCAAGUAUGCUGCUGAGCUGAUAGAGCGUGUCUCAGGGAAGCCAUUGCUGAUUGGCACAGAUGUCUCCUUGGCUCGGUUGCAGAAAGCGGAUGUGGUGGCCCAGUCAAGGAUCUCAUUUCCUGAAAAGGAGCUGCUGCUUUUGAUUCGGAACCAUCUCAUCUCUAAGGGGCUAGGAGAAACUGCCACUGUCCUCACUAAAGAGGCAGAUCUACCCAUGACUGCGGCAUCUCACUCCUCUGCCUUCACCCCAGUUGCAGCUGCUGCCUCCCCUGUGGCUCUGCCUCGCACACCUCGUAUAGCUAAUGGUAUCUCAGCCCGACUGAGUAGCCAUGCUUCUGUAGGUUCUGCUGCCACCUCUGUCCAUGCUCAGCCAAGGCCUUCUGUAUCCCAGGGUCCACUUGCCCUUCCAGGUCCUUCUUAUGCCAGCAACUCCCCCUUGAUUGGCAGGAUUAGCUUCAUCAGAGAGAGGCCACCACCCUGCAAUGGCAGGAAAAUCAGAGUGCUGAGACAAAAAUCGGACCACGGCGCCUACAGCCAGAGCCCAGCCAUCAAAAAGCAGCUGGACAGACACCUCCCUUCCCCACCCACGCUGGACAGUAUAAUUACAGAGUACCUUAGGGAGCAGCAUGCCCGCUGCAAGAACCCUGUUGCCACCUGCCCCCCUUUCUCUCUCUUUACUCCCCACCAGUGCCCUGAGCCAAAACAGAGGCGCCAGGCGCCAACUAACUUUACCUCGCGGCUGACCCGUAGGGCGGCCUUUCCGAAGUAUGGAGGGGUGGACGGUGGAUGCUUUGAUAGACACCUUAUAUUCAGCAGGUUUCGUCCAAUUUCUGUGUUCCGGGAAGCAAAUGAGGAUGAAAGUGGCUUUACCUGCUGUGCAUUCUCUGCACGGGAGCGAUUCCUAAUGCUGGGCACUUGCACUGGGCAGCUGAAGCUCUACAAUGUUUUCAGUGGGCAGGAGGAGGCCAGUUACAACUGCCAUAACUCUGCCAUCACACACCUUGAGCCAUCCAGGGAUGGAUCUUUACUGCUAACAUCUGCUACGUGGAGCCAACCGUUGUCUGCGCUGUGGGGGAUGAAAUCUGUCUUUGACAUGAAGCAUUCCUUCCCAGAUGAUCACUAUGUGGAGUUCAGCAAGCACUCUCAGGAUAGGGUCAUUGGCACAAAAGGGGACAUUGCCCAUAUCUAUGAUAUUCAGACUGGCAACAAGCUAUUGACUCUGUUUAACCCAGAUCUUGCCAACAACUACAAGAAGAACUGUGCCACCUUUAACCCCACAGAUGACCUUGUCCUAAAUGAUGGGGUGCUCUGGGAUGUCCGCUCUGCACAGGCCAUCCACAAGUUUGACAAAUUCAACAUGACCAUCAGUGGAGUUUUUCAUCCUAAUGGGCUAGAGGUCAUAGUCAAUACAGAGAUUUGGGAUCUUCGAACGUUCCAUUUGCUGCACACGGUACCAGCAUUGGAUCAGUGCCGUGUAGUCUUCAACUACACUGGCACAGUUAUGUAUGGAGCUAUGUUGCAGGCGGAUGAUGAAGAUGACCUACUGGAGGAGAGGAUGAGAAGCCCCUUUGGGUCAUCCUUCAGGACAUUCAAUGCAACGGACUAUAAACCUAUAGCCACCAUUGAUGUAAAACGGAAUAUCUUUGAUUUGUGCACGGACAGCAAGGAUUGCUAUUUGGCUGUUAUUGAGAAUCAAGGGAGCAUGGAUGCCAUGAACAUGGAUACAGUUUGCAGGCUCUAUGAGGUAGGCAGGCAGCGUUUGGCAGAAGAUGAAGAGGAUGAAGAGGAAGAUCAGAAGCCUAUGGAGGAGGAAGAACAAGAGGAAGAGGAUGAUGAUGAAGAUGAUGAUGAUACAGAUGACCUUGAUGAACUAGACACUGACCAGCUGCUGGAGGCCGAGCUGGAGGAGGAUGAGAACAAUGAGAAUGCUGGUGAGGAUGGAGACAAUGAUUUCGCUCCCUCUGAUGAUGAGGAGCUUGCCAACUUGCUGGAAGAGGGGGAUGAAGGUGAAGAUGAGGAUUCUGAUGCAGAUGAGGAAGUUGAGCUGAUCCUUGGCGAUACUGACAGCUCAGAUAACUCUGACUUGGAAGACGACAUAAUCUUGUCUCUGAAUGAGUGAGGAGUGACCACCACGCAGGGUGUUGGCAUCAAGAGAAGUUCCCUUCCCAGAAGACAAGAGACCAACUCGGAAGCAAUUUCUGAGCACCCCUUGGGACAUCCAAGGAACUCCAGCCCAUCAGUUGUGUUGGUUUGGGUCAGAUCGAGGCGCUUGAAUAAACAGAGCGGGGUUAGGCCUCUUUCUCUCUGCCUUUUUUUUUUUUUUAAUUUUUAAUUUUAGGCUGAGAUGAGACUCUCCUCUCCACGGAAACGUCUGAAGUUAUUUCAGAAUAUAUUUUCUUUGUACAAAGUUCUUUCCUAAAGAACAAAAAUAGUUUUAUAUAAAACCAAAAAAAGGAAAAGAAAAAAAAAAAGGAAAAGGAAAAAAAAAAAGGCAGGUGUUAUAGUAAAAAGGGUCUGAACUUUGUAUCAAUCUAGUAUCUUGUUACCACGGGUCAGGUUAUGGGGGAGAAAAAUUGUUUAAAAUUAACAAAAGGGGCAUUUUUACCGAGUACUAAAUGAAAUAAGAGGAUCAUGGUUUCUAAAAUUGCCAAGAAUUGAGAAUUUUUUUUUAAACAGGUGUUGCCAUUUGCUGCUAGCUUGUGUAUGUGUCACCUGCCUUUAGGGAAAAGCCCCAGGGGGUAACUGAACCUCCAGCCUGUUUUAAGCAGAGGUUCUUGCUGUGACAGCAGCCAGAGGGGGAGGCUGACACCCUGGUAUUCAUGGAGACAAGGGGCUCUAGGAUUGCAGUUUGGGCCCUUUUUUCCCCUUGUGAUUCAAGUUUUUUUAAUCUUUUUUUCUCCCUUUCACACCCUCUGUGGAAACUGCAAAUUGAAGGCCUUUCUUUAAUGUAAAGUGUAUUUAUUAAAAAAAAUAAAAUACAAGUCCUGUCUCUA